CAUCUCGGCGCAGCGUGCUUUUUGCUUCCCGUUUCUUUCUGGUACGUACUUACUUAAGUAUAUACGUUUUCCUCCUUGAGUCAGAAAAGGCUCGCAAAGCUGUAGCGCAUUGAAAAUGUCCGCUGUCGGUGGUGUUUUGCGUUAUGUUUCCCCGCACAGUGUGAAGGUGCGGGGUCUCCCUUUCCACACGACAAAGCAGGACAUCGUGGAAUUCUUCCAAAAAUGGAGCACACUGAGUCCAUCUGCAGUUGUAUUUCCACACCAGUUCUACCGAGGUGGCUUUUCGAACCUGCAGCGGGCCAACCCAACAGGCCCCCAAGACAGAUUGUCGCUCAGCGCGAGAGGACGUGCCGACUCUUCAUCUUCCCUCUCCUCUUCUACAGUGGGUCGUGGCGGCAGUGUCACAUCAAACGCAAGGGGAAGCAUUGAUGACGAUUUGCUAAACUACACAAAUAGCGGCCUGGCUUAUGUGAUGUUUGAGCGCCCCCAGGACUGUCACGCAGCGGUGGACCAAUGUGACAAAUGUUGGUUCCGAGAUCAACGAAAAGUGGAUGUUCUCGAGGUCGCGCAGCAUCUGAAACGCGAAUUUUUGGAUCACACAUUGAAAGACCCGUACGAAAUCACAAUGCAGAGCGAGGUCGACAAGGCCAAACGCAUGGAAAUCGGGAGGAAACAAAAGGACUUGGUACUGCAACGGCGGCAGUGGAUCAAGUACGAUCAGAGCGGGCGGCGGUACGCCCGCCAAGACAACAUCGCACCCUUUUACACUCAUUGAGUUUACGACCUCUCAGACUCCUUGCUUUUGCUGGCAGAAAGAUGUUGAACUUAUGUAGUACCAGUAGCUUCUUCCAUCAAUGGAAACCGUCGAAUAUUCUGCACCGUGGC
Messenger RNA from Amoebophrya sp. A120, 885 nucleotides. The record is from the annotation of a GenBank genome assembly. NCBI's taxonomy places the organism in Eukaryota, Dinophyceae, Syndiniales, Amoebophryaceae.